AAAUUGUGUGUCAAUUAAUUUUAGUUUGUAAACGCACUGCAACAAAUUAUGUAUGUUAUUAUUAACGACGCGGAUGUGCACCUAUUAUUCUCUUUAGUGCCCACAAGCCCUUGCAACUUCCUUUCCGACAUUUCUCGGGCAGUAUGGCGCCAAACAAGAAGGGAGGUGAAAAAAAGAAGGGGCGUUCUGCCAUCAACGAGGUUGUGACCAGGGAGUACACAGUCAACAUUCACAAGCGCAUACAUGGCGUCUCCUUUAAGAGGAGGGCACCUCGCGCUCUCAAGGAGAUACGAAAGUUCGCCAUGAAGGAGAUGGGAACCCCUGACGUGCGUAUCGACACUCGCCUGAACAAGGCUGUGUGGACCAAGGGGGUGAGGAAUGUCCCAUACCGUAUGCGUGUGCGCCUGUCAAGGAAACGCAAUGAAGAUGAGGACUCUCCCAAUAAACUGUAUACCCUCGUCACAUACGUCCCUGUCACGACAUACAAAGGUCUGCAGACAGUCAAUGUGGAUGAGAACUAAUUAUUCACUGGUGUUGAAAUACAUUUAUAAGACUGCAGUCUUGGAUUAUAUACAAGUUUAUACAAUCACUAAUUGGGAUUCUUGAUGGAGCAAUUUAUGCUUACAUAGUUUCAAGUUUUAUUAGUUGUAUGUACGGGAUACACCGCGUCCAAUGAAAUUCUCACAUGAAAAUAAAUUAUUUCUAGAGCGUC
Salvelinus sp. IW2-2015 is the source of this 712-nucleotide messenger RNA. RefSeq names its product large ribosomal subunit protein eL31. Gene Ontology annotation, cellular component: ribosome; cytosolic large ribosomal subunit. Gene Ontology annotation, molecular function: structural constituent of ribosome. Gene Ontology annotation, biological process: cytoplasmic translation. Lineage: Eukaryota; Metazoa; Chordata; Actinopteri; Salmoniformes; Salmonidae. The record is from RefSeq and is a predicted model, not a curated record.